AUGAGUGUUAAAGAAUCAGGACAAUAUAGAUUAUUUAAAGAAUGGGUACCUUUACAAAAGAUUAGUUUGGGUGGAUUGAAUGAUAAGACUUGGAGUUACUUUGAUUACGGUCCCAAAGAUGUUGUUCCUCUCAUUUUCAUUCCUGGUACAUCUGGAACUGCAGAGAUCUAUUUUAAACAAAUAGUUAGUUUAUGUCCAAAAGGAUUUAGAAUUAUAUCUGUUCAUUAUGCACCGUAUGAUACAUAUGUUGGAUGGUGUAAAGGAUUCGAUCGAUUCUUGGAUCGAAUGAAUAUUGAAAAAGCACAUAUUUUCGGAACUGCACUCGGUGGAUAUUUGGCACAGUGCUAUCUACAGUUCCGACCGAAUUGUGUACUCUCUUUGAUUCUCAAUAACUCAUUCUGUGAUACUCAAUACUUCCAUGACAAUGCACCAUGUUCAACCAUGUUUUCAUUGAUGCCAGAGUUUAUGUUGAAAAAGAUCGUUUUGUCCAACUUCCCAACUGGAAUGGUGGAGCCAGAGAUUGCAGAGGGUAUCGACUUUAUGGUGGAACAACUCGAGUCGCUAACACAAUCAGAGUUGUCAUCGAGAUUGAUUCUCAAUUGUACAUUGAAUACGCUGAAUCCAACAGUUGGUUUAUCAUAUGAAAACAUUACAAUCAUUGAUUCAUUGGAUUCACAUACGAUUCCAGAGAAUAUGAGAGAGGAAGUAUAUAAAUACUAUCCACUUGCCAAGAUUGCAUUGAUAAAGACUGGUGGUGACAUUUGUUAUAUCUCGAAAUCCGAAGAACUCAAUGUUCAUAUUCAAGUUCACUUGAGAAACCAAGGAUUCGAUCCAGUUGCAAAUCCAACCAAUGAAUCCACUGUCAAUGCUUCGUCGUCGAAUGCUCAAUCAUCUUCAACAACAACAACAACAGGAGCAAAACAACAAGAUACAUUAUUUAUUGAAGAAGAGGAUGAAGGUAUCAUCAACGAAGAUAAAGUAUUCUCAAAGUUAACAUUCUCACCUGCUGUAUAUGUCACUAGUCAACCAACUGCUACAUUAAAUAACAAUAAUAAUAAUAAUAACAACAACAAUAAUAAUAGCAAUUCAAAUGUUUCGACACCAACUCCAACACCAACACCAAUAACUGAAAUACUAAAUACAAAUGUUACUACUAUUCCAUCAAUAACAUCUCCAGCCAUCAAUGAUAAUGAUAGUGAUAUCUAUAAUAAUAUAUUCUCAAAUGAUGGUAAUAAUAAUAGAAAGAAGAAUAUGGAUGAUAUCAUUGCACCUUCGAGUAGUAAUAACAAUAGUAGUAAUAAGAAAGAUGAUAUAUUCGAUGAAUCGAUAUUUGAGAAUGCAAAGAUCAACAACAGCAAGACCAAUACCUCUACAAAUCCCUUCGAAGAUGAUAUAUUCAUUGACCAACCACAAACCUCUACAGUAGUGGAAACAAAGCCUGUCGAAGUUAAAGAAUCGAUAUUCGAAGAUUCAUUCGGUCAUUAG
Molecule: messenger RNA, 1485 nt
Organism: Heterostelium album PN500
Lineage: Eukaryota; Evosea; Eumycetozoa; Acytosteliales; Acytosteliaceae
Product: alpha/beta fold hydrolase
Exons: 5
Coding region: 1-1485 (494 amino acids)
Source: RefSeq, a predicted model, not a curated record